AUGGCGUUCCUGGACGCGGGCGACCUCUUCGCCUACUACGACCGGGCCGGCACCGGGGUGCUGGGCAGCGCGGAGUUCACGGCGGCCCUGCGAGCAGGCGGCGCGUGCCCGAGCAGGCGAGACGUGGAGGACGCCCACUCCAGCGGCCGGCCGCUGGACGCGGCCAACUUCCGCCUGACGCUGCGGGCCCUGCAGCAGCGGCGGACGUCGCCGGCGCUGCUGGCGGAGCGCCUGGCCGCCCUCGCGGACGAGAUCCCGCUGGACGCGGCCGGGCUUGAGCACGUGGCCACGUCUGUGGGCGGCGAGCCGCUGGAGGGCGCUGAGCUGGACUUGCUUCUUCAGCUGGCGCCCGUGGGCGCGGACCCGUGCGGCGCAGUAGAUUUCGUGAACGAUAUUGACUUGGUCAAGUGGAACAAUCACGUACAGGUCAUGCCACGAGGCUGCUAG
Molecule: messenger RNA, 447 nt
Organism: Prorocentrum cordatum
Lineage: Eukaryota; Dinophyceae; Prorocentrales; Prorocentraceae
Source: the annotation of a GenBank genome assembly